ACGCUGGCGUUGCCUGGGACGAGACUCGGUGCUGUCUUCCAUAACGCCCCGCCUUUCCGAAGGAGUAUGUCGGCGUCUUGGGAGGCUCGGAGGGUCUGGCGGAGAAAAGGGUCGGAAAGCAGAGCCUAUCUCCCUCCUUUGACGUCGAGUUUUCGACCUCGGCCCCGGCACGCGGCCACCGAAUUUCAUCAUCCUGCAGGCCUGAAGCCUGCGAGCCCGCGCGCCAAUUAGCCAGCGAUUGCCUCCACGCGGCAUAGCCUAUGCCGCGGAAGUCCUACGAGCGCAGUGAAGGCAGUUCGAAGCGAUAAGAACGUUGCGGAGCUCUGCACAUUGCUUGUCGAUGUAUCGUUGUCCGUGGCGGAGAGAAUACACGCUGUCGACGGGUGUCGAAUGCCACGGCUGCACAGCAGUCUUAACCGCAUCAAUACCUGGCUGAGCGAGGGAUCAGAAGCAUGGCCUCGUUGAAAGCCAUCCGCUCGAGCAUUGCGGCCGUUAAAGACCAUCCAUCCGUCUCACGCCGCACGUUUUGCUCUUCUGCUGCACGUCGCUAUGCAACCUAUACCGACGACACCAUCUCGAACCUCAGAAUUGACGCGAAUACGCGAGUUAUAUACCAAGGGUUCACCGGAAAGGCGGCAACCAAAAAUGCCCAAGAUACAAUUGAAUACGGCACGAAGGUGGUCGGGGGCGUGACCCCGAAGAAGGGCGGGAGCGAGCAUCUUGGUUUGCCGGUCUUCAACACAGUGCGAGAGGCCAUGGAGCAAGUCAAGCCACAUGCCACCAGUGUCUUCGUCCCCGCUCUCCUCGCCGGCAAAGCCAUCGAGGAAGCCAUUGAAGCGGAGGUGCCGCUGAUUGUGUCGGUGGCGGAGCAUAUUCCCGUGCACGACAUGCUUAGAGUGCAGGAAAUCUUGCGCACGCAGAGCAAGAGUCGACUUAUUGGGCCCAAUUGCCCUGGCAUCAUUGCUCCUGAGCAAUGCAGAAUUGGGAUCAUGCCUUACAAGCAGUACAAGAAAGGUAUCAUCGGAAUUGUGUCUAAAAGCGGAACUUUGAGCUACGAAGCGGUCGGAGCGACUACCAAAGCUGGCCUUGGACAAAGCAUUGUCGUGGGUAUGGGAGGUGACAUGCUUCCUGGGACCACCCAAGUCGAUGGACUCAAGCUCUUCAUUGACCACGAGGCCACCAAGGGCAUCGUUGUCAUCGGAGAGAUUGGAGGGGAAGCCGAGCUGAACGCGGCAGAGUUCAUCAGGGAGUACCGGGCGAGAACGUCGAACCCCAAGCCGAUCGUUGCAAUGGUUUCGGGGAGGACGGCGCCGGAAGGCAAGACAAUGGGUCAUGCAGGAGCGUUGCUGUCUCCGAGAGAUGCCUCGGCCGACAAGAAGGCAAAGGAACUCGAGGCAGCUGGAGCGGUCGUCGUACCGCACCCGGGCCUGAUUGGGACAGAGAUGAAGAAGCUCUUGAAUAUGUAAAGCACGGGUACGAUGGCAGGAUGGGGCGAUGUCAUUCGCGUGCGUUUUGAUGCUAUCCUCGAAUUGCAGCGGUAGAAUAAGGGCCGAUCCAUUGAUCAACUUCUUCACGUCUUGUCUCUACGCGUCAGAAUGAUCUUCCAUGAAAUGCAGCCGUGCCUCGUACAGCCGACACCGGCAGUACGAUCAUACGGCGUGGCAUUGGAGCAGGCAAGAUUUACCGAUCGCAAAACCCGGGGUAGCUUUUAUAACCGCCGUGAUCAUCUCCAGAGGUGCGUCACGUCCAGCAUUCAGCAUCCGCAGAGAAGUGAGAGGUGCCGAAGGCCGUCACGAGCAAACAUGUUCCAGACGCCUUCGUCCAGCUUCAUCAGAG
Molecule: messenger RNA, 1836 nt
Organism: Neohortaea acidophila
Lineage: Eukaryota; Fungi; Ascomycota; Dothideomycetes; Mycosphaerellales; Teratosphaeriaceae
Product: succinate-CoA ligase
Exons: 9
Coding region: 453-1466 (337 amino acids)
Biological process (GO): tricarboxylic acid cycle
Cellular component (GO): mitochondrion; succinate-CoA ligase complex (ADP-forming)
Molecular function (GO): succinate-CoA ligase (GDP-forming) activity; succinate-CoA ligase (ADP-forming) activity
Source: RefSeq, a predicted model, not a curated record